Messenger RNA from Microdochium trichocladiopsis, 1237 nucleotides. RefSeq lists its product as uncharacterized. Bases 142 to 1059 code for a protein of 305 amino acids. Lineage: Eukaryota; Fungi; Ascomycota; Sordariomycetes; Xylariales; Microdochiaceae. The transcript has a single exon. The record is from RefSeq and is a predicted model, not a curated record.
CCGCACACUCAACGGCUUAGAACAAUCUCGUCACAGAUCAAGGGAGCGCGUCAGCUCACUGGUCGAGAAGGCUCGUUUCCGGCGACAUCGGCGGUGACACCCGACGCCUCCACUUGCACCCCGCCCUGAUAGCCCACCAUAAUGCCUCGAUCAUCUACUCAAGUCAAGCCUGCAAGGGCAGUUGGCUCGAAGUCGCGGCAUUCUGGGAUUCCUCGUGGCGUCAGCCAACAGAGCGACAUCUUAGGCGCCGUAGAGAAGCUCACAAUAGCCGGGUUGACGGACGAUAUCCCCAUCGCAAACGCACAGAAGCCACGGCCUGCGGCUCCGCAGCCCUUCCGGUUCCUCGACCUACCUUAUGAGCUGCGAGUCGAGGUGUACAAAUACCAUUUCGCCAACACGGGUCACGUCCUCGACUUGGACCCGCUCAAUUACAAGAGAGUACACCAAAAGCUGGCGAUUCUACGGACCUGCCGCACAUUCUACCGGGAAGCUUCUCACUGCUUCUAUAGCACACAUCCUGUCCGGCUGUUUCCGACCCAUCCUGGGCGAUUUUUCAAGACCAAGAAGCCUUUGCUUGCUCGCUUGAAACCUGGUCAGCGACAAAGCUUGACGGCUCUGGAGCUCCGGCUGGGCCCCGGUUGGAGCAAGCCGCCUCGUGGAUGGGUCGUGAACCCGGAUCUCGGACUGGCUGAUUGUACCGACGUACGGAAGAUUACAGUAUUCGUCGAAUGCGACCCCGGCACCGACACCUUUUCCGGCUUCCGCCAACCCAACGAAUUCUUUGAAGGAUUUGCGCAGAGUCUGCUCGAAAAUGUCCUCAAGGACAUGCCCUGGGUAGACCGCGUUGAGUUCGAUGCGUGGUCUAGCGUGAAGAAAUCUGGGACUCUUGUUCAGCGUCUUAUUGAGGUGGCCAAAUCGCAUCACCUCAAAGUGACCUGGGGCCCAGAAAGGGGCUGGACGGACGCCGACGAGCCAGAGCCACGCCGGGUGCUCAAUAUGUACGCUCCUCUUCCGAUAGCUAGCACUGAUGGAAGGAGGAACGUCGUGACGACGGCAUAGCGACACUGUUUGCACCCUCCGGCCAGUUUACUGUCAUGUCUGCUCCACGAGAUUUAGAAAGUCCCUUCGUUUAUGCCAUGAGACCCUUAUUGAGUUCUUGUCGGUUUUAUACAGACAAUAGUAAAUAUCAAGCUCGAGCUAUAUAGUCAGUGACAAUCAUAUCUAAGUAUACAAGUGA